AUGGCUAGAAGAUGGAUCACAAAGCUUUUCUCCUUCUCCCCCUUCAUCAAUCGUUCUCACCUCACAUCGACUGUACAACACUUCGACAAGUCAUGUCACGGCAAGCAAAAGCCCUCCAGCCAACUUAGCGUGGAUUCGAGCCUACAGCUUUGGCCCCUGAUGCACCAGAUUCCGGGAAUCGGGAGCCCGAAUCGCGAUCCUGGUGCUCAGUGGGAGUAUUUACAGUCGAAGAAUCGGCUCCGUCACAACGUCACUGCCGAAGGUACCGGCUGCCCGGCCUGCCGACAUGGCACGAGCGUAGAUCGAGCGUUCAGGACAAGUCCAUCCUCAGGUGGCGAGUCUGAAGGCGGAUAGACACUCGCCAGUGGUGGAUCAGCGAAGCGGGAGUUGAUGGAUAGGAAAAACGGUUUAUUUGGCGAACCGGUUCGCGGAAGUACCCGCAAGGAGGAAGAGGAUCUCAAGAUGCUUUCACUGGUAUAG
Protopolystoma xenopodis is the source of this 480-nucleotide messenger RNA. NCBI's taxonomy places the organism in Eukaryota, Metazoa, Platyhelminthes, Monogenea, Polystomatidea, Polystomatidae. The record is from the annotation of a GenBank genome assembly.